Meloidogyne enterolobii is the source of this 774-nucleotide messenger RNA. Lineage: Eukaryota; Metazoa; Nematoda; Chromadorea; Rhabditida; Meloidogynidae. The record is from the annotation of a GenBank genome assembly.
UCAUUCAGGACAUUUCAUAAUAUUUUAGCGAAAUACAUAAACCCUAAGGAACCAAAUUUUGAUGAGUUCCUCGAUGCGGCCACAUUUUGCUAUAACACCUCUGUCCACGAAACCACUAAAGAGACGCCGUUCUUUCUUGUCUUCGGACGCGACCCUAUAUUCUCAAUUGACCAAAUCAUGGACACCACUAUCUCCACCCUUCCCCAACACACUGACCUCUCAGACUUUAAGACCCGACUUGUACUCUCCCUCAGAAAAGCUUGGAUCUCAGCGGCAGAAGCCACCAAGCAAGCUCAAGACAAAUCCAAAACCCAAUAUGAUAAACACUCCCGGUCUCAAAUCAUUGCGAUUGGAGACCGAGUCCUUCUUAGGAACUACACAGGAAAACCAGGAACAUCCCAAAAAUUCCAUCUCCCCUGGAAAGGAUUGUUUCGGGUAAUAGACGCAGACGAUAUACACGCAACCAUUAUAAGUUGCACCUCCCCCCAAUCGAAACCCCAAAGAGUGCACCUAAACCAGAUUAAAAAAUUUAUAGGACCCGAGAUAACAACACCUGCACUAACUACCCCAGAAAUCCCAUCAGAAGAGUCAGAAGCUUUAAAACAAUCUCAGGCGGUAGAACUAGAUGAAGUCAUAGGAUACAAUCAUGAAUCGCCUGAAAAUAGUAACCAAAACAUGAACAAAUCCCAAGACCCACAAAACCCCACAGGAAUAAACCCGGACACUGAGAUAAGAAACACUCACCAAUACAAUCUUAGAAGUAAGCGACAAUAA